GCUGGUACAUGGUGUAGUCAGUUACUUGGACUAUGAGUUAGAUCGUUUGAAGCUUUGAAGACAGUCGCGUUUGCCUUGUCGUGAAAGCACAACCGCAAAUCAUACCUUUCCCUUCACUCCAGCAUGCGAUCGGAAAAGAGACAACGACUGAGAUGCAGUCUAGCGCUGAUUGGAGUGAUUAUUUCUGGUUGCUUGGUGAAAGGCUCGCUGGGUAGCUGUUUCAGCAGGUUCUUUGCUUGCAGUGAUGGACAGCAGUGUGUGCCAGCGUCCUAUAAGUGCGACGGUCAACCAGAUUGUCGAGAUAGCAGCGAUGAAGCCAAUUGCACCUCCAUCACACCGGGAGGUGCUGUCAACUGCUCCAGCGGUCAGUUCAAGUGCGGGGGUAACGGCAGUGACAUUUGCCUUGCCGCAAGUCUGUGGUGUGACAGAGGACCACAACACUGCCCAAAUGGACAGGAUCAGAGCAUAUGCCUUCGCAACACGCUUGUUUGUGAACCGUUCGUUCACAACUACAAAUGCAAAACUUCAACUCGCUGCUACCCCCUCUCCGCUGUGUGCGAUGGCCGUGAGGACUGCGAUGGCGGCGAUGAUGAAAAGAAGGAGGUCUGCCACCUGAAUCCAGCAAAUACUGUUGCACCAACAACAACACCAACAGCCCCAGCACCCACAACAACCUCCGCACCGACAACAACCCCAGCACCAACAACAACCCCAGCACCCACAACAACCCCAGCACCCACAACAACCCCAGCACCCACAACAACCCCAGCACCCACAACAACCCCAGCACCCACAACAACCCCAGCACCAACAACCACAACCCCAGCAUCAACAACAACACCAAUGCCAACAACAACCCCAGCACCAACAACAACCCCAGCACCAACAACCACAACCCCAGCAUCCACCACAACCCCAGCAUCAACCACAACCCCAGCAUCAACAACAACACCAAUGCCAACAACAACCCCACCGCUAACAACAUCCUCAGCACCCACAACGACACCAGCACCAACAACCACAACCCCAGCACCAAAAACCACAACCCCAGCAUCAACCACAACCCCAGCACCCACAACAACACCAAUGCCAACAACCCCACCGCUAACAACAUCCUCAGCACCCACAACGACCGCAGCACCCACAACGACCGCAGCACCCACAACGACCGCAGCACCCACAACGACCGCAGCACCCACAACGACCGCAGCACCCACAACGACCGCAGCACCCACAACGACCGCAGCACCCACAACGACCGCAGCACCCACAACGACCGCAGCACCCACAACGACCGCAGCACCCACAACGACCGCAGCACCCACAACGACCGCAGCACCCACAACGACCGCAGCACCCACAACGACCGCAGCACCCACAACGACCGCAGCACCCACAACGACCGCAGCACCCACAACGACCGCAGCACCCACAACGACCGCAGCACCCACAACGACACCAGCAACAACCCCAACAGCAACACCGAUGGUGACAACAGCCCCGACGCCAUCAAUGCCUUCAACUCCGGCGGCACCAACGACAAGACCAAUGCUUAUAACCACCCCAGCGACGGCGGCAUCAACAACACCGCCGGCAGCAAGCACGAUCUCCUCUGCAGCAUCCACAACAGUUGACCGGAAUACGGCCGGAGUGACAUCCACAACAGUUGACCGGAAUACGGCCGGGGUGGCAUCCACAACAGUUGACCGGAAUACGGCCGGGGUGGCAUCCACAACAGUUGACCGGAAUACGGCCAGGGUGGCAUCCACAACAGUUGACCGGAAUACGGCCGGGGUAGCAGCUACAACAGUUGACCGGAAUACGGCCGGGGUAGCAGUCACAACACAGCUUGCACCAAGCCCGGCAGCCGUCCAUAUCACAAGUGCCGCUGGCUCUGCUUGCUCACACCCCGAGCAGCGGCAAUGCUCCAAUGGUACCUGUAUUAGUCCAGUGUUAGUGUGUGAUGGAGUGGCUGAUUGCAAUGACCAUUCUGAUGAGACCGGAUGCAACUACUCGUCUGAAUGUCCACAUCAUCAGACGUUAUGCCCUAUCGUUGGCAAGAAAUGCAUCAAUGUCACCUUGCUAUGCAAUGGUGUAGCAGAGUGUCGCAAUGCCACCGACGAACUCAGCUGCAGCUUUACCAAGCAUCCGUUCGAGCAGGCCAAAUCCAAGGACUCCGUGGCCAUUGGUGUGGGAGUGGUAGUCGGCGCCAGCCUACUCAUUGCCUGUGCGUUCGCACUGGCGUACAGGAUGAAGCGCAAGAGAGCAGCAUGGAAGCGCCAACACAAUACCGUGAAAGGCUUCUACCGCAACGACAGUGAAAUGAGUGAGCUUACGACUAACUCGCAAGUGCCAGGCACUGGUGUGGCGGUAGCGAAUCCUGCAGAACCGGGUAAUGCUAGUGGCAUGCGCUCAAGUGAAGUUUGUGAUAAUCAAAUCAAUCUGCAGGAGAGUUGUUCAAUUGCAUUCUGAAAUGCAUGAACAUCACGUGGCAACAGUACCAGGGAUGGCGCAACAGAAAGAACUGUCUUUAAUCUGUAUUACAAUCAUGUAAAUAUGAACUAUUCUUACACA
Molecule: messenger RNA, 2574 nt
Organism: Sycon ciliatum
Lineage: Eukaryota; Metazoa; Porifera; Calcarea; Leucosolenida; Sycettidae
Product: mucin-2-like
Exons: 11
Coding region: 124-2472 (782 amino acids)
Cellular component (GO): plasma membrane
Molecular function (GO): protein binding
Source: RefSeq, a predicted model, not a curated record